AUGGUGUCAGCGGCACGGACUCUAAAGGGAGGAGCCGACAGCGUGCGACUGGAGCACUUUGGAAACCGGAGGCAGGUGAAUGUUGAAGCUGCGUCAGCUCGCACGAACCCGUCUGAAUUGAACCGGGCUGAGAAUGCGCUGAAGUUCUCGAGGCUGCACCAGCUCUCAGAAGCCCCAGACCCGGGUGCAGAGAUGGUUUCUGAGGUGCCUAAAGAAUCGUCGAGGUUGCAUGAGGUCACAGGACUCCCAGGCAUGGCGGCCGAGGCGACUAUGCCGAUGGCGUGGACAAAGGAUAUGGCGAUGCUGAAUAUGCAGAGGUAUUUGAAAGCACGAGCUGACUGCGACCCGCUCAGUUCUUCAUCAUUCUCCGACUACCAGGACGAAGAUGCAUGCAGGAGGAGCGCUGCUGAGGAACUGCUGGAAUCAGGGUCUGAGGAGCAUCGGAAUUUAUCUGAGGGAGUUGCUGAGGAACUGCUGGAAUCACGUUCUGAGGAGCAUCAGAAUCUUUUUGAAGGAGUUGGUGGGGAGCUGUUUGGACCUGGUUGUGAGGCAGCUCAGAAUUCCUGCGAGGAAUCUGCUGAGGAACUGCUACUUGAAUCAGGUUCUGAGAAGCAUCAGAAUGUCUACAGAAAAGUUACUGAGGAGCGGUUUGAUUUUGCUACACCUGAUUCUCAACCUGGAGCACCACCAGUUCCGGCGACCAACAGAGGAAAUGUGGAGGAGGAAGAAGAAGCAUUGGACUUAGAAACAGAUGAAGCAGCAGAGGAGACGAUGCUUGGAAUCACAAGUCCAGCAGUAGCAGCAGCCGUCACCAUUGCGUCUGCUCCCGUAUCACCCAUUCCUGGUUUUAAUCCAAUCGAAACGUUCCUGCUGGGUGAACCACCUCAGCAGCAGCAGGUGAUUCAGCAGGAAAGGGUUUUCAACGCCUGCAGCAGUAUGCAGGGUGUAGCGGAUUGGUCAGCUGACCAGGAUGUUGCGUGUGCUAACGGAGUCAGUGCGUGUGCUAACGGAGUCAGUGCGUGUGCUAAUGGAGUCAGCACGUGUGCUAAUGGAGUCAGCACGUGUGCUAAUGGAGUCAGCACGUGUGCUAAUGGAGUCAGUGCGUGUGCUAAUGGAGUCAGCACGUGUGCUAAUGGAGUCAGUGCGUGUGCCAACUCUGCUGGCCGGCCUGGCAUUGACAACUACCAAUGCAGCUGCGUGGAUUGGGAUGGCACUGCAUUUCUUUCUUCCUUGGCUGAUUUGCUUCCUCCUGCUGCUGCUCCCGGUGCAGGAGCAGCACAGGAACCGCUUCCUCCUGGCGAUGCUCUGCCUCCUGAUGUUGUCAAUCCUGGCUGUGCCGUCGUGGCAUUGGCUGAUGGUUCCGAUUGGCUCGCUGCUGCUGAUAAUGCUAUUGCAUCAUUCCUUAUCGAGGCUGAGCUAAUGAGAAUCAAUAGAGUUCUGCUGCAGGCAGAAUCAGCACCGCACUCCACUCCUCUGUCUUCCUCCCCUAACAAACCCAGGGGCAGCGAGGCUGUGAGCACGGAAGGGUGUCUAAGACCAGACGAGCUCUUUGAAGCAUGGUGUAAUGGCUCCUUCUCCAGAGUACUUCAUGGCUUCUAG
Messenger RNA from Closterium sp. Naga37s-1, 1599 nucleotides. NCBI's taxonomy places the organism in Eukaryota, Viridiplantae, Streptophyta, Zygnematophyceae, Desmidiales, Closteriaceae. The record is from the annotation of a GenBank genome assembly.